AUGGACAGUGACACCACUCAAUAUGGCGAGACAAAGGCAACUUUUCAAAACAAGGAGAACAGGCUAAAUGGCCUUACUACAGUCCCGACAUCGGUAACACUGUCGUCUGAACAGUUUGAAAGGCUUUACUUGACUCCUAUGACGGUUCGCCAAUCACCUCUAGCCAAGAAGGUUGGAAAUCCGACACCAUUAGCACUUGGAGGUUUUGUCAUCACCACUACCCCCCUUUCAUGCUGCUUGAUGGCAUGGAGAGGAGCUAGUGGAAACGGAAUUGCUUUUAUUGGACCUAUUAUCUUCCUCGGUGGGCUUUUGUUGCUCAUUACCAGUAUUCUUGAGUUCAUUAUUGGAAACACCUUUCCCUGUGUUGUGUUUGGUACUAUUGGCGGGUUUUGGUUCGCCUUUGCGGCCACGAUGAUUCCCGCUUUCAAUGCAGCCGCACCUUAUUCCUCUUCGGGCACCGAUACAGCUGCUGGGCUAGCUAGUGAAGCCUUUAUGAAUACCUAUGCGUUUCUAUUCAUAACCAUGGCUGUUCUGAUGCUAGUCUUCCUGGUUUGUUCCACGCGCAUCAAUGUGGUAUACACUGCAAUUUUCGUGUUUCUGCUCUUGGUUUUCCUAUUUCUGUCUGCGGCCUAUUGGCAACUCGGCCAAGGGAACGCAACUAUUGGUAAUCGAUGUGUAAAAGGUGCCGGAGCGUCACUAUUCGUUGCUAGUUUACUCGGAUUCUACCUGUUGAUUGUGCAAUUGUUGGAGUCCGUCGGGUUUCCAAGCUUUUUGCCGGUUGGAGACUUGUCGAAAUAUUGGACUCGCAAUCAAGACAAAGGAGAGCAAGACGAUGUUGAACGGCCAGCCCGCCAGUAG
Messenger RNA from Penicillium griseofulvum, 858 nucleotides. RefSeq lists its product as uncharacterized. Bases 1 to 858 code for a protein of 285 amino acids. Lineage: Eukaryota; Fungi; Ascomycota; Eurotiomycetes; Eurotiales; Aspergillaceae. Gene Ontology annotation, molecular function: acetate transmembrane transporter activity. The record is from RefSeq and is a predicted model, not a curated record. Gene Ontology annotation, cellular component: plasma membrane. The transcript is spliced from 8 exons.